UCUUUCUCUGUCUACGAAAGGGCACUGCGGACUUCGGAGACGGCGGAGAGAUGUCAGAUUAGAAGAACAGCUGGCCCACCUGGCCAGACGGUGUAAAUGUGUGAUUACGUGACCCACGCUCGACUCGUCAUGGCGGCGCCCGUGCCAGCCGGGGCGCCGGCGCCUGGAAACGACGCGACGCUAAGCACCCGUCUAAUCUGGCUUUAGCGAACGGCUUAACGGCGUGACCGCGCAAUUGACGGCGCGGCGGACCUAAUCUGCGCGCGUGUUGCCGCGAGCACUACAAGUCCCACGUUUAGGAGCAAGCUCCGGUGUGUUUGUGAUCUCAGAGUUCGCUCGCUCCGUAGGAAUGGAGUCGCCCACGCCGGCUUCGACGAUCGCCUCCACGACAUCCGCACCCGGCGGUAACGGGAACGUCGUCUACGACGAACUCCUGCCGGUCCUAAUCCAGUGCUUCGCCAUCAUCCUGCUGGGCUACUUCUCCGGCCGCGCGGGCCUCAUAGGUCCCGCCGAGACCCGCAGCCUGAACGUGUUCGUCUCCUACUUCUCGCUGCCGGCGACCGCCUUCAAGUCGCUCGCAGUCAUCGCCUUGGGCGAGGUCAACUGGCGCUUCCUGGCCGCCGUGGCGCUUGGCAAGAGCGUCGUCUUCUUCGUCGUCUUCGCCGUCACGCUGGCGCUCCUGUCCCGACAGCCGGCGAGCUUCGCCAAGGCCGGACUGUACGCCAUCGCUUCGUCGCAGAGCAACGAUUUCGGCUUGGGAUACCCGCUCAUCGUGCACCUCUACGACAAAGUACAGCCGACGUUCAGCCACUACCUCUACCUGGUCGCGCCCGUACAGCUGGCCUUCCUGAACCCGAUAGGUUUCACCAUGAUGGAGUAUGGACGCCCUCGUCAAGACAGGCCGGGGGCAACGCCAAGCCGCGUUCUCUCCACACUGAAGGGCAUCGUGAGGAACCCCGUUGUGAUUGCGCCCGCCCUGGGCAUCGUCUGGAACGUGAGCACGUCCAACGCCCCCUUACCGUCGGUGAUCGAGCGGAUCUGCGACUCCUUCGGGGACGCGUUCAUCGCUUCAGCGCUCUACCUGCUCGGCCUAAGCAUGGUCGGCAAGGUGGGAAGCAUGGACAAGUAUGCCGCCCUCACCCCGGCCCUUCUGGUGACUGUGAAGAUCGUCGUCUGCCCGCUGGUCAUCCGCGAGCUGGUCAACUUUCUCAACGUCGCCGACAACGAGCGAGACCUGAAGGACUUCGGCAACUUCGGCUUCCUCUACGGCAUGAUACCCAUGGCGCCCAGCGUAUUUAUCUUCGCCACCCAGUACGAUCUCCCAACGGCCGCCGUCUCCACGGGAAUGGUGCUCGGCACCUUCCUCUCGGCUCCUCUCAUCUUCAUCACAGCGACCGUGAGCCAAAUCAAGAGGCACAGUCUCAAGGACUUUGCCGUGAUUAUAGGCAAGACUAUGGUCACAUCCAGUGCCAUCAGCACUGCCUGUUGCCUGUGGCUUCUGGUGGUGCUUUUCCGCAGACGACACAGCGUAACUCACGGAGUCACUAUCUACUUGGUCGUCUGCCAGCUUGCCACAGCCCUGGGUGGAGUACUGUGGGCCGCCACGAGCAUCGACAAUCCUCUGUCUCCCGUCGCGUACACUCAGUCGGUGUUAUCUAUAGCUGGCAUCUUUGCAUCUCGCAUCUGGACCGCAAUCCUGGCAGGCGUGCUAGCCCUGUUGCACUGGCGCUCGCUCUGCUUCGUGCUCAGGCUUAAGUGGCUCAUCGCAAUAGCUGGAUUUGGAUCCUCUGUCCUGGUGGCACUGUCUCUCUGCCUGAGCAUCCCAAAGAGGGGAUCCCGGCUAGGCGACACAGACCCAAACUUCCAGUUCGGAGACAUACAAGCGGUCGUGGCAGUCACUGUUCUUCUCACCAGCCUCCUCUUCACGGUGGUCAGCCUCAUUCUUCAGCACAGGUACCGGCUGAGGAUGAGGGACUAUGUGCCCAUUCAAGGCAGCAGUGACGACGACGAACGGGCCACCUCGCCUCGGUCCGAAGACCACGACCCUCUUAUUCAGUCAUCGAGCUCUCGGUCACGUGCCUCAGUCUUGCAAGCAGGAACGAGCACCAAGUCGGAUGGAUGCACUGGAGAGUGCGAGGACUGCGAUAACUGCUCCGAUCAUGAAGAGCAUGGCAACGUUCCGGAUCUUGAAGACCUCAUGAGCGGCGCAAGGCCAAAGCACAACGCUCGGAGACUGCACAGGUCCUCGAAGUCUGCUAACCCCUCCGCGGCGCUGUUGGCAUCGGUGAACUCGAGAAAGGCAGAAUUCCACAUAUCGCCCUCACAACAAGUUCCAAGCACGUCUUUCGACGAGCUCUGUGGACCACAGUUCAGCUGCGACAAGCAGCAAGUCCGGCAGUGCAUGGGCCUUGUUGGCACAUACAAUCAGCAGACCACCAUUCGGGUGCAAAAUGUGGAUGAAGUGCUGGACUUGGACAGCGUCCCUCCAGUUGAUGACGAUGCACACCAAGUCUUCAGGCACACCUUGCUUUGUCUUCUACUCACUGUCUCCAUGGUCAUUGGACUUGCUGUUUCGCUUUGGCAGCUUCUUAUCUACGACACACCGACGGGAAUCUUGGUUGAGCUGGAAUUCUUGGACAUCAUAAUUAACUACGGACAGGGAAUGCUGACAUUUCUCGUGUUCGGACUCGACGCCAAGUGGCUCUUCCGAUCGCUGACCAAUGCUUGGUACUUCGUCACAUGUCGGCAGCAGAGGCCAAGGAACACGGCCGCCCUCGUGCUCCCGAGGUUCGAAGACCUGUCACCAGAGACCCGCCAGAUAUGCACACAGUUCCAGGUAUAUCACAGGGAUGCCUGCAUCACGGACAUUUGUCGUUCGCGACCCGGUCCCAACGGCACCGAGCUACACCUCGCCUUCGUGGGUAAGGAUCUAGUCGACUGGCUCAUAGCCGUUGGAUUGUGCCAUGACCGAGUGCAGGCUGCCCGAUACGGCAAGGCGCUGCUUGAAGGCAGGGUGAUAGAGCAUGCAACCGGACAGCACCACUUCUGCGACGAGCUAUACACGUACAAGUUCCUACCUUCGCACGAGAUGGAUGUUUCUUCAUGAAGUCGCAAGUGCGCGUGGAACAUUGCUUGAAAGGCAUAGCAGUCAGAUUGUGCUACGACCGAGUGCAGGCCGUCCAAUACGGCAUGGCGCUGCUUGAAGGCAGGGUGAUAGAGCACGCAACCCGACGGCACCACUUCUGCGACGAGCUAUACACGUACAAAUUCUACCUUCGCACAACAUAGAUGUUUCUUCAUGAAACGGCAUAUGUGCGAGCUACAUUGCUUACAAGGCAUGCAAUGACUUGUUUAUGCAAUGUGCCUUGAUAAGCUUACCUGUGGUGCAAAAGACUAGAAAGCGCACAACUUGGUGCUUGUACAAUGCACAGAAUGAACAAUUGUGGGAAAUAGUAACUCCCUGUUCUGAUAAAAUGCACCAUACUUUAAAAAUCUCGCUCGGCAAAGGUAGCGAACGCGAAUACAGCCGAGAAAAACGUAUAUUCAAUUUAUGUAUUUGUAAAUAGUUACGAAAAACUUUUGUUUUGAAAAGCUUCAACGAAGACUUAUAGUGAGCACAAAAGCCAAAGAACCAGAUGUUUAGGCUCGAUUAUUCUUGCGAAUUCCUGACAAUGCAUGGCGUGAUUCAACAGCAGCUUAUAUAGUGCCUUCUGAACAAUUUAUUCCAUGUCCAUAGCACACGCCUAUAGCAAAAGUUCAUAUCUACAGAUAUGGAAUAAAGUGUACCUGAUGUAUGC
Molecule: messenger RNA, 3797 nt
Organism: Rhipicephalus microplus (southern cattle tick)
Lineage: Eukaryota; Metazoa; Arthropoda; Arachnida; Ixodida; Ixodidae
Product: lysosomal cholesterol signaling protein
Biological process (GO): negative regulation of BMP signaling pathway; transmembrane transport; intracellular signal transduction
Cellular component (GO): membrane
Source: RefSeq, a predicted model, not a curated record